Chaetomium globosum CBS 148.51 is the source of this 1719-nucleotide messenger RNA. RefSeq lists its product as uncharacterized. The record is from RefSeq and is a predicted model, not a curated record. Lineage: Eukaryota; Fungi; Ascomycota; Sordariomycetes; Sordariales; Chaetomiaceae. The transcript has 2 exons. Gene Ontology annotation, biological process: retrograde protein transport, ER to cytosol; endoplasmic reticulum unfolded protein response. Gene Ontology annotation, cellular component: endoplasmic reticulum lumen. Bases 1 to 1719 code for a protein of 572 amino acids.
AUGCGUCGCCUCGAUCUGGUCCUCCUAGCAUCGCUGCAGCUCUGUCAAGCUCGGCAGCCCAGCUUCAGCGUCCAUGACGACUUGCUCGCAUACCCCCAGUUCGAGGUCGUCUUUGCCGACGACUACAUCUCCGAGGCCGAUGCGCUUGCCAUUCUCGAGUCUUCGCACGCAGGAGGCGCCACACACACGACCGGCUUCUCAGAAUCCGAUUUAAGCAAAAUUCCUGAAUCCGCACCGGCCGAGGUUUCCGGGACAGCGAGCGGGAAUGGAAAGGACAACAGUCAUGGCGCGCGCGAGAACAACGAAGAUAUCCCAAUCGCCGAGACGUACGAGCUAAUCAACAGCAACCCGUGGAAGUACCUCUGCGCCAUCCCGGUCAUCGCACCCCCACCCGUCUUGAACCGGACCGCAACUGAGCUGGCCAAAGCCGAGGAAGCUCGUGAGCUGAGUAGAGCAUCGACUAAGGGCUGGGAACUGAUGGGCGGGCUCGAGGGACAGUGCAUGUACUUCGUGGCGGGAUGGUGGAGCUACAGUUUCUGCUACGGCAAGGCCGUCGUCCAGUACCACGCCCUGCCAGGCACCAAGGCCACCGAUCCGCCGCUUAGGGACGAGAAGGAUCCAGAGUACGUCCUCGGCAGGGCACAAGAGACGGUGGUCGAUACCAAGGCGGUGGCGGAUCAAUCGCAGCCGGAUAGCCCGACCAAAAACGUCCCCCCGCCAAAUGCGCAGCUCCAGGUCAAAGGCGACCAACGCUACCUCUCGCAGCGCCUAGAGGAUGGCACGAUUUGUGACCUCACCGGCCGCCCGCGUACCAUCGAAAUCCAAUAUCACUGCAGCCCCGGCACCACGGUAGACCGCAUUGGUUGGGUUAAAGAAGUCACUACUUGCACCUACAUGAUGGUUGUCUACACGCCGCGCCUUUGCAGUGAUGUCGCCUUCCUACCGCCUAAACCAACCCGCGCCCAUCCGAUCCGGUGCCGCCAGAUUGUUGGCACGGAUGAGGAGGAGCUCGCCUGGCAGUACAGCAAGGUUGCCUCAGCGAGCGAGCUGCUCGGGCAGAAGCCCCCCCAGGCCACCAAGCACACCGGCACCAAGAACUUGCCGCAGAACCACUUUGCUGGGGUUAACAUUGGCGGCGUCGUCGUCGGCUCCCGCAAGCACAUCGGCGAGGAGCACGUGCACAAGUUGGCUCUCCCCAGGGGCGUCACGCGCGCCACGGCACCCACGAUUGAGGUGCUUGCUAAGAGGGAAAAGGCAUCGUCAAAAGUGGACGUUAUGAGCGACGCCGAACUGGAGGAGCUGAACCUCAGUCCGAGGAUGAUUAAGCGAGGCGUGGAGGAGAUGAAGGCCGAGGCUGGGGACAGGGGGUGGACGCUGCAAUAUGUUAAGGACGGGGAAACAGUCGACUACUAUGGCGUCUUCGACGACGACGACACCGACGGCGCGGGGACCAAAGAGAGCACAGAGAAGCAACAACAAAGUUUGCCUGAGGGUCAGAAGGGGGAUCAGAAGGGGGAGGCUCAAAAGGCGGACCAGAAAGAGGCCCAGAAGGGAAAGCAGGAUACUCGGGCCGGGGAUCAGAAAGAAGAAAGGCGGAAGGGAGACCAAACAGACCAACGCCGCAAGGCGGAGGCGGAUGGCAAGAAGUCCGAGGCUACCCAGCCAAAAGCCGAGGAACAAGAGGGGUCGCAGGAAGUGUUUUUCAAGGAGGAGCUGUAG